CCCCUCUCUCUCUCUCUCUCUCUCCCUCUCUCUCUGUACAAAGACAGCCUCGCUCUACCUUCCCCUCGUCUCUUGCUGUCAUGGAGGUGUUUUCGAACAGGCGGCGUUAAGAGCUGCUGCUUCUUCUUUUUUUUUAUUUCCCCCUCCGCAACUUUCUCCUGCUGAAAUGUGCGAGCGUCUGGAUCCGCGCUCUGCCGAGAGAGGACGUCUUUCCCUGGGUUUAACACAAGGAAGCGUCGCCUGAGAGAGAGAGAGAGAGAGAGAGGGGGGGAAGGAUCGAAGCUUUUUCCUCCUCUCCUCCACCUCCUCCUCCUUCUCUUCGCCCCCUCUCCUCCUCUUUUUGGCGGAGAGAGGGGCUGAGACAGGAAUACACGCUCUUUUUUUUUGUUUUCUGUGUUUUUCUUUUAAUGCAUUUGAGUCCUACUGCGCCACCAGAGCGGAUCACGUGGGGCCGGAGAGAGUUGGAUCGAUUUUUGCACAGUUCAAUGUGAGAAAGAGAGAGAAACAAACAACUCUUAUUUCUUCUUUCACUUCCAUGGAUAACUGGGACUGUUGAUACUUUUGCAUCAGUGCAAGAGGAGCAAAGGGGGGAGUUGGUUCUUUCUUUCAGCCUUGGAGGUGUGGAGUAUUAAUUCUUAUAUGCCUGGGUUUUGAAAAACAAUGGAGACGCACAUUUCGUGCCUCUUCCCGGAAAUUUUGGCCAUGAUUUUCAGCUAUCUGGACGUGAGGGACAAAGGCAGGGUUGCCCAAGUGUGCAUCGCUUGGAGGGAUGCAUCCUACCACAAGUCGGUGUGGAGGGGGGUGGAGGCCAAGCUGCACCUCCGCCGGGCCAAUCCCUCCCUGUUCCCCAGCCUCCAGGCCAGGGGCAUCCGGAGGGUCCAGAUCCUCUCGCUGCGCCGCAGCCUGAGCUAUGUGAUCCAGGGGAUGCCCAACAUCGAGUCCCUCAACCUGUCCGGCUGCUACAACCUCACAGAUAACGGGCUGGGUCAUGCAUUCGUGCAGGAGAUCCCAUCACUGAGGGUUUUGAACCUGAGUCUGUGCAAGCAGAUCACAGACUCCAGUCUAGGCAGGAUAGCUCAGUAUCUGAAGAACCUGGAGGUGCUGGAGCUUGGUGGCUGCAGCAACAUCACCAACACUGGGCUUCUCUUGAUAGCCUGGGGCCUGCACAGACUCAAGAGCCUCAAUCUGAGGUCCUGCAGGCAUGUCUCGGAUGUGGGGAUUGGACAUUUGGCGGGCAUGACCCGCAGCGCUGCAGAGGGCUGCUUGAACCUGGAGUACCUGACUCUCCAGGACUGUCAAAAACUGACGGACCUGUCUCUCAAGCACAUUUCCAAGGGGCUGACAAAGCUCCGGGUACUGAACCUGAGCUUCUGUGGGGGGAUCUCGGAUGCAGGGAUGAUCCACCUCUCCCACAUGGCCUCUCUGUGGAGCCUCAACCUACGCUCCUGUGACAACAUCAGUGACACAGGGACCAUGCACCUCGCCAUGGGCACCCUAAGGCUCUCAGGACUUGACGUGUCCUUCUGCGACAAGAUCGGGGACCAGACCCUGGCGUACAUCGCCCAGGGGCUGUACCAGCUCAAGUCACUGUCCCUGUGCUCGUGUCACAUUUCUGACGAUGGGAUAAACCGGAUGGUGAGGCAGAUGCACGAGCUGAGGACCCUGAACAUUGGACAGUGUGUGCGCAUCACGGACAAAGGGCUGGAGCUCAUAGCGGACCACCUGACCCAGCUGGCGGGCAUCGACCUGUAUGGAUGUACCAAGAUCACCAAGAGGGGACUGGAGAGGAUCACACAGCUCCCCUGCCUUAAAGUGUUGAACCUGGGACUCUGGCAGAUGACAGAGAGUGAGAAAGUGAGGUGAUUGAAAAUGUUCUUUUGUAAGUGUGUGUGUGUUUUCUUUUUCUUUUUUGGAAGGGGAACAUGAGAGCAUGAAGAGGGAUGUAUUGGAUGGGAGGAGAAACAUCUUUUCUUCUUUAAAAAGAGAAAACCCUCCUGUGUAGGUGCGCUUCUCCCAUGUGACCACGAUUUUCUGUCCAAAUGUUUUGCGUUUCGUUCUGUUGGCCUUGCAGGAUCUAAAUUAGUGUUUGAUAUGACUAGAGGAAGAAUUAAAACCUGCUUUUUUGUUUUAAUCUCAUACAAAUCAAUGCUAGCAAUUGUUUUGAUCUCACACUGAGUUUUAACAUCUCAUGAAGUCUGACUUUGGACUGGAGUUACUUCAAUGCAAAUCAUCUCCUCUCACACAUUUUCUAAAGGUGUCUAACUAUUAGAAUAAUCAGCUGCAUUUACUGACACUUGCUUCUGUGGGAAAUCUUGAAGCGUAAACUUGCAUUCAUCCAGUUUGGCAGAUUCCUUUUUAUUCUAAAAGCAAAGUGAGGUUUUAAAACUUUGGUAGGAGACUUUUAUUUUUCUUACUGUGAGUCUGGAUUUGAAACAUUUACGACCUAAUCUCCGCGACAGCCAUCACGCCUAAAGAAACAUUUGGCUACCUCGUAUGUGGUUGUUUUCAAAGGGUGUAUACUGUUAAAAAGGAAAAGAAGGAAGGCGAGAAUGAAAGACUGGGAGAAAAUGUGCCUAAAGGGACUGUGUCUGCCCCCUCCCCCAUCCCUCUU
This is a messenger RNA of Paralichthys olivaceus (Japanese flounder), 2611 nucleotides long. It is a transcript of the gene fbxl14b, whose product is annotated as F-box and leucine-rich repeat protein 14b. NCBI's taxonomy places the organism in Eukaryota, Metazoa, Chordata, Actinopteri, Pleuronectiformes, Paralichthyidae. Gene Ontology annotation, biological process: SCF-dependent proteasomal ubiquitin-dependent protein catabolic process. Gene Ontology annotation, cellular component: SCF ubiquitin ligase complex. The record is from RefSeq and is a predicted model, not a curated record. Gene Ontology annotation, molecular function: protein binding.